Messenger RNA from Talaromyces rugulosus, 366 nucleotides. RefSeq lists its product as uncharacterized. Gene Ontology annotation, biological process: mitochondrial respiratory chain complex III assembly. Gene Ontology annotation, cellular component: mitochondrion; Cbp3p-Cbp6 complex. The record is from RefSeq and is a predicted model, not a curated record. NCBI's taxonomy places the organism in Eukaryota, Fungi, Ascomycota, Eurotiomycetes, Eurotiales, Trichocomaceae. The transcript is spliced from 2 exons. Bases 1 to 366 code for a protein of 121 amino acids. Gene Ontology annotation, molecular function: ribosome binding.
AUGUCCAAGUCAGCGCAGACUGCCUACACGCGCAUUGCACAAAUCUUGCAGAAAUGGCCCGUCGACCGUGUGCGACCAGAGCCAGUCUCCAUCCAGCAUUACCUGCGCACGCAUCUUCCCAAGGCCCAAGGUGGCUUGUCGGAGUCGCCAUCGCCGUCCCCUAUCUCGGACUCGUCCAUCAACGCUCUCAAUUCGCUGCUCAAAAACAGCUAUAACCAACGGUAUCCUCUACCGAAAAAGCUGCGCUUCCCGGCAAGCAGGCCCGAUCAUUACGAUGUUCUUUUGAAGGAGUUUGAAGAGGCGCCAACCCGGACUUGGUUCCAGAGGAUACAAAAGCGAUUUAGCGGUUUCCUGCGGUUGAAGUAG